Molecule: messenger RNA, 2070 nt
Organism: Trichoplusia ni (cabbage looper)
Lineage: Eukaryota; Metazoa; Arthropoda; Insecta; Lepidoptera; Noctuidae
Exons: 6
Coding region: 470-880 (136 amino acids)
Molecular function (GO): hormone activity
Source: RefSeq, a predicted model, not a curated record
AUUCAAAGGAACGUAUUGAACUUCAUAAAUAACGUUCACAAUGGCGGACAUUUUGUAUAGCGCCAUCUGUUGGCUCGCACGAGCAUUGUCGCGUCGUGACAAUGGAUCAAAGAAAUCUGAAUAUGUUUCAUAUCUCACAGUGGUCUUAUGUUUUCUUAAGAUAUUUAUAAGUGUACUCUAAAGAAAUGCUUCGUCGUGUAUGUAAAGACGCAGACAAAUUGGCAAAAUUCCGUUCAUGUCGUGCAAGAUUCUACAGUUUUAUUAUGAAAAAUUAAUACAUACGAUUCGAAAAGGUGCCGAAGAUACUUGGGUUUUAUUGACAUCUGAGGGCUUAUAGCACUACCUCUUAAAUGUAAUUAAAUACAAUGCAAAAUGUUAACCUCAGGACUCAAACCUGCGACUUCCGGAUAUUCGUGACUCUCGCUCAGGUUCGAUACACGUGAGGUAAACUUCGUAGUGUUACACUUAAAUGUUAUUUCCGGGAACAGUGGAGUGCGUGGAGCGAUGCGCGGGAAAGAGGUCUGCUAUAAAAGAUGGAGGACCGCUCUACAGACCACUGUUGUCUGUGACCCGCGGAGUGCAAAACGUUGAGAUGACGACGGUGGGUUGUAGAUGCGUGGUGGUGGUAGCGGCGUGUGUGCUGGCGGCGGCGCUGGUGUCAGCUCAGAUCACAUUCAGCCGCGACUGGACCGGCGGCAAGCGGGCCGCGCCCCAGCUAGCGCUCGACUGCGGCCAGUUCACCAGGCUGUGCAGGCAUUUCGUAGCAGCACGAAUUGAAGCAAGCCCUAACAUCGGAGAUGACCAGCAAGCACCACCAGGAGCUGGACAAACCGCUCUACGACGAAGAAUAACACCGGUCGUAUCCUACUUGAGGACAUAGGCUAACAUGAUCGACUAAGCAAUGAAAUGGAAUUCAAUAGGCGUUACUGUUCGUGUAUUAUUUUCUUCAAUUUGUUUUGCAGUUGGAAAGAUCUUGCGUCGAAACAACUAAUUUAUUAAUUACUCUUAAAAGUUGUUGCUGUAAAACGAUUAGAGGCCAAACAAAAAGUCGAUUGUCGAUUUGCAGUAUUCAGAUAACGAUUAUUAUUUAGUACCAUAAACAGAACUCAGUUCGUCAACGGGCUUAUUCUUAAAACCAACAAUAUGUUUAAAACUUUUACAGAAUUUAUUUCAGUUGCUGCUAUAAUAUAAAUUAAUUGUUGGUUCUUAUAUAUCAUUUGUUGAUUCUGUAGUUUGGGGAAGGCUGGCCCAACAUUGUAUUUUUUAAAUUUAUUUAAUUUUUUACACAAAUUGUCACACACUGAUAACAAUUUAAUGAUAUAAAAAGCACAAUAUAAUUAUCAACUAGAAUCACUGUCAUGCCCAUAUCAACAACUUCCCCUAAAUAACCUUUUACAAUAUUACAAAUUAAUGUUAAAAUCAUUUUCUCCGAAACAGAUUAAAAAUUAACAAUAAAAGAGUACCAUCUGCGGCCACUUUCGCAAGAGUUAAUGACUCAACCGUUAACUCUGUUACAUUUUCCUCUAAGGGCCCGUAAUAACAUGAUAAAUGUUAACAUUUAACGCCCCCUAAAACCGGUUACUUAAUUGAAUUAUUAACCAAAGUUGAGAGAGAAAUUUUUUAUCUGUGGACAGUUUGAGUUUUAUUAGCUUUGCUUGUUGCUGCGUACUGAGACGUUGGUAGACGUUUUUUAAUUAUUUCUUUUUGGUUGUCUGGAAGAAAUUGUUACCUCUAUUCUGACACAGUAGAUACCAAGGCUAAGCUAUGAAACUCUGUUGUAGAAACUUUUUUUAUGGUACAUUUUUCUUCCGAUUAAUACGUUAUUCAUGUAUAUUUAAAUAAUUUAUAUUGUAUAUCUAUUUCGUCUAUAUAUUAGUAAUAAUAUAAUUAUCUCUAGUCAAUAAAAUGCUUGGUAGGUAAGUAGUUAGGUAUCCAAUUGCGAGUUAAAACAUGACAAUGGUACAUCGUGGCGCGAUAUUAUGAUAAUUGUCUAGUUAUAAAGUAUGAAUUACUAUUAUUAGCAACUUUAAUCUCUGUAUUGUAUUAUAAAAUAAAGGGGAUUGAAAUGUA